Messenger RNA from Priapulus caudatus, 1526 nucleotides. Its product is annotated as transmembrane emp24 domain-containing protein 10-like. Bases 143 to 763 code for a protein of 206 amino acids. The record is from RefSeq and is a predicted model, not a curated record. The transcript has 5 exons. NCBI's taxonomy places the organism in Eukaryota, Metazoa, Priapulida, Priapulimorpha, Priapulimorphida, Priapulidae. Gene Ontology annotation, biological process: intracellular protein transport; Golgi organization; endoplasmic reticulum to Golgi vesicle-mediated transport. Gene Ontology annotation, cellular component: Golgi apparatus; endoplasmic reticulum-Golgi intermediate compartment; COPII-coated ER to Golgi transport vesicle.
GUUUACGAUUUUUCGGUUGUGCCACGUUAGCCUAUCUCGUACAGGCGUUUACGCUUAUUAAUCUGAGGAAGUGGUUAUCUAAACUGUAUUUUAGUAGUUAAUCUGUAUUUAUGUAGUUCUUAAUUACAUAUCCGCAUAAGAUAUGGAUUUAUUAUAUUACGUGUUACUUGCUGUAGUUUUUCUUGCAACAUUUGCUGAUGGCAUUAUGUUUAAUUUGCCUCCUAACACACUGAAGUGUUUGCGUGAGGAAAUUCACAAAGAUGUACUUGUAUCUGGUGAAUAUGAAGUUUCUGAAGCACCAGGACAACAUACGAAUCUACAUGUAGCUGAUUCCAGAGGUCACACGCUCUAUCAUAAAGAUGAUGCCACACAGGGAAAGUUUGCCUUCACAACGGAUGAUUAUGAAGUCUACGAAGUUUGCUUUGAAACCAAACUAGCAGCUGGUCAGCAAGGUCCUGCACGGGAGAUUACACUCAAUGUCAAGCAUGGAGUAGAAGCCAGAAACUAUGAAAAUGUAGCAAAGGCAGAGAAAUUAAAGCCAUUAGAAGUUGAACUGAAGCGACUGGAAGAUCUUUCAGAAGAUAUCGUUAAUUCAUUUGCCUACAUGAGAAAGAGAGAAGAAGAGAUGAGAAAUACUAAUGAAUCUACAAACUCGAGAGUGCUGUACUUUAGCAUCUUCUCCAUGUGCUGCCUGCUAGCGCUAGCCACAUGGCAGGUGUUCUACCUCAGGCGCUACUUCAAGGCCAAGAAGCUGAUUGAGUAGAGAAUUGAAGAAGCAGCACAGCAGGACACCCAACACUCGCUGGUUUCUCGCUGCAUAUCUCACUUCGGCAUACACACCUAAUGCACUCUUGGGAUAAUAGAGUUUGGAAUUAUUGGGAAAGAGAAGGGGUGGAGGUUACUCCUGUUCUGUUGGCUUUCCAAUAUACUGCCUUGUGGAGAUAUGCCAAAGGUUGCACCCCAUUUGGUUGUUUCUGUAACAGUUUAAUCUUUCAUUUUUAUCGUAGAGAAGGAUCUGAUAAAGGCUCAGAAACUACACAGAAUGUGGUGCACAUGUCAAGUAGAAUUUGUCGAGGUGACUAAACUUUAAGGUGCAUUGACAAAUGUAGCAGCUGGGGGUGGAUGGGCUAAGUCUACAUUUCUCCUGUUAUUUAGCGCACUGCAUAAAUUUUCGGAACUGAUAUUGUAUUUUUUUUUGAAGAACCUGUUGUAAUUACACAGUAGCUUUCUUGGAAAAAAUAAGUUCAUCUGGUUACCAUUUAUGUCUGUGUAUGUGUGCGUGUGUGCGCGCAAUGUGUGCGAGUGCAUGUGCGUGUGCGCACUUACACAUGCAUUGGAUGUGUACGUGUGCGCCUAUCCUCGGAAUAUUGACAUAUUUACACAACUUUUAUGGAUAUCUGUAGUUUCAUCUGCAUCUUUACUGUAAUAACUCAUUGUAACGAAUCAUUGUAACAGGGCUGCCAACAUUGGGUGAUAGGUGAGAGUGAGAUGCAAGGGAGCGAAGCGACCGAGCGGGGGUGGGCGUG